ACUGUAUAUGAGUAAUUUAAUAUAAAAUUACACUCCAUCCAAACGCCGAACAAAUCUAUUAUAUACCUAAGCACUUGGUUGGUGUACGGAUGUUUUAUAUGCUCAGAAAAUGGAAUAUUUCGCUUUAUGAAAUGAAAUCUACACGAGCCUAAAAGAGAGCGUGCAACGGGAUCUCGAUCAUGCGACGUUUGAGCGAGAGAGAAGACACCCAUUUCUUUGCGUCCCUGAACCUUGCCAGGAAGGACUUCGAUAGCUUCAGGUUCGGCGAUGCAAGGGCACCCUCUCCACACCUUCAAGUCCGUCCACCCGUGUAGCACCAUGUCUCCAAUGGCAGCUUGAACUCCAUGUCCGUGAACGCCGCGUCCAAGUCCACUCACCAUAUUCACUCGGCCUCCGGCUGGGCAAUCAUUGCCGCCCGGACCACCGGGAUUGCAAUCCACCUUGUUCUUGAAGAACCUCAGGAGCAGGUGGUCGCUGAUGGGGGUUACGGCACGGAGACGGUUGCGAUCCUGACACAAGGAGAACUCGCUCACUUACCCGGGGACGAAGGAUGGGUGGUGCUUCAGCCACUCCCGACGUUUCUCGUCCCAGUUCUUCAUGGAUUUGUCGAUGGUGUAGCUGAGAUACGGGUCGUCGUAGAAGGUGGGAGCAGGGGGUCGUGGCGGUGGGUUAACCCCCAACCCCGAGGCGGCAAUUUCAGCGCAUUCCUCUGCAGAGAAGGCCUCCGAGACGGCGGUGUUUGGCAGGGUGACCGGAGAAGAAAAAAUAGAGGAAGAGUUAGGAGUAGGCUCGACAAGAGACCAGAGAGACCAGACUAGUAGCAAAGCCACCAUUGCUCCUCCAACGAAGAGAAUGGCGUCCGCGAGGAAAGAGGAGGUUUUGGUCCGAAAUGGGGUUUUAGCCAUGUCGGUAUGGAGCGGAGAUUUCUCUAGAGCAACCAUUUAAGGAAGGUUCAGAGGGUUUUCUCCUCACUGUGGUGGUUGUUUUUUUGUUUGGUCCUGCAAGGAGUGGCGUGACGAUACAGUCCCUGGUCAGUUACGAUUUUACAGCUAAAGGUAGAUCUGGAUGUUUUCGACGGGCGCAUGAUUUGAUGAAGAAGAUGCCAAGUUCAAGAAGAGAAAAGGGAGUUACUUAGAUUGCCUUUUAGGGAGGACUUAGAAGAGAAGCGAAGUGGUUCUUAAAUCAACUUGAACUAGAAGGCAACGAAGAUAAAAUAAGGCAAGGUGGAGAAUCUACACUGCUACAUAACAACUCGCUGAGAGUAUUUCGAAGAAGAAGUAUGCAUUUCCUGAAACGCCACUAGAAAAAAAAUGUUUGGUAAUGAAACCAUUCUGAUAUCGUCUGUAUGUUCAUACAAAGUUUUCCAUUAGAAUUUUUGAUGAAAAAUGAUGGUGCUUUCAGAGAAGAACUUGGAUAGUUAAUGCAUUGUUGCAGGACCAAAGGAGAUUAAUAAGGACGGUAAAGGGUACAGAAACUGCUCCUCUUGAGGAAAGACAAAAAAAUGUGCUCCUGGGAAAAGAUUCAAAAACGAGGUCUCCAUUCAGUGCAAGGUUAAAGGCCGGUUCGAUGACUAUGAAGGAAGUGAGUAUCACAAAGAAAAUCCCGAAGGAGAAGAUUAAGAGGAAGAAGAGGUCCAAUGAGUUUGAAGAUGAAAACCUGGCUCAGCAUUAUGCACUCAAACAAACCAGUCAUGGAGAUACAGGUACUUCUUUACUAACAAAAUACAAUCAUACAAGUGAGGACUUGGAGGAAGAAAAAAUAGAAGUGAAGAAGAAAAGGUCCGAUUCUCUUGAAAAUAUUGACAUAGACCAAGAGCUUCUUGACAAUAGUGAUCUUCACUUACCCACUUAUGCUCCUUUUGCAGCAGAGCAUCUUGAGCAGUGUGGCAUGGUGCAGAAAGGGAAAAAGAAGAAUAAGAAGAAAAUACAUGAUGUUCAUGAAACUAAUGACGUAAAUCAAAAGCCACAGGAAGGGGGCUCUUUGGUGAGAAGGGAGAAAUUGCAUAGUGUCCCUCAGCACAUUGAACUGGGUCAAGAUUCAUUAGAGGAGAAUACCAUGGAGGUGCUGCAAGGCAAAAGAAAUAUGCAGUUGGUUCUGCAAACAUCAGAAAAUCAUGUAGAGGUGAGUGGGGGUCAAAAAAAGAGAAGGGACAAGAAGAAGAGUGAUGAAAAUCCUUCCUUGCAUGUUAAAGAAAGUUUGGAAGUUUCUUUGCGAACAGUAGAUGGUGAAAAAGAAGCAAACAAGACGUGGAAAAAACCAAAGAGUAAGAAGAAGAUCCCUAAUUUCUCUGAAAGCAAUGACUCAAAUCAAAAUAUAUUGGAGGAUAGUAGCUUGGAUUUGAAGGGGCAGUGGAUUAAAGAAGAGGCAGUGACUGUUUUUCAAACAAGAGAGGAUCGUAGAGAAAUGUUUGCAACACAGAAAGAUAUUAAGAAGAGAAGAAAGAAGUCUAAUGAUGCAGAAAAUGGCAACCUGCAUCAAAAUCCAUUUCAGGAUUAUACCUUGCAUUUGCCUGUUAAGCAAAAUAAUGACAUGCAUCAGAAUCCAUUGGAGGAUCAUGAGAAAGGAAAUAAUGUUGAGAGGAAGAGCAAAAAGAAGAGGCAUGGUUCCCCUCAAAGCAACAUAUUGGAUCAAAAGCAUUUAGAAGAGAUUAUGAGGGAAUUGCUCACUCCAGUGAAGCCAGUGGCUGCUCCAAAGGCAACAGAAAAUGAUCAACUGGACACAGAAGAAAGAAAGAUGAAAAAGAACAGUUCAAAAUACCCAGAAGAUAGUAACCUGGAUAAAAAUCUGCUAGAGGAGGAUCACUUGGAGAUGCCAAUUAAAAGAAAUUUAGAAGCCACUUUCUAUAGAACAGAAAACCGUGAAGAAGUUGGCAUGAUAAACACAAGGACAAAGAGGAAGAAUAAGGGGUAUAGUGCCCCUUCAAACAAAGAUUUAAAGUCAAAUAAAAUGGGGAAUCGAAUAAAGGAGCAGGAAUGGUUAAUAACAAACCCUGAAACUACACUUCAAAUAGAAGAAUACCAUACAGAGUGUAAUGGUGCAAAAAGUAAGAUAAAGAGGAAGAAAAGCUCUGGUAUCCUUGCGAAGACUGAUCUGCUUCAGGACCCAAUUGAGAAAGGUGGCCAAGAAUUGUUGGUCAGAGGAGAUAUGGAAUCAGUUUUGUGCAGAAGAGAAAAUCAUGAAGGAAUUGUAAUUCUAGAAAAGGGAAGACAGGGAACCAUGAGCUCUAACAGCCUUGAAAAUAAGCUGUUGGAAGAAUGUAGCUUGAAGUUGCUAGAGGUGGGCACACAUCAGAAAAAGAAAGAAUGGAAGAAGAAGGUUGAUGGCCAAAAGCUGCCGGAAACAUGUAGCCCACAUGAAUCAAAGGUGGAAAGUUUCGAACAUUUUGAAAAAGCUAGGUUUGAUUGCUGUCUAGAAGAAGCAAGAAUGGAUUCUGUUGGAAGGAAGGAACAUGGAGUGCUCAUGGACGGUAGCCUGGCAUUGAAGAAAUGCAGUGGCCCAUCAAAAGGUGCAGAUGAUAAUUCAACUAAGAAGAUCAGCACGUUAAUUAAUGGUAGUUCCUCCCCAGUACUAAGUGUUCAAGCAUAUAAAAAGCAGAAAGGAAAGUUGUUUGGGUCAUCAGGAGAUGGUUUGAAACCAGAAAGAGAGGAUUAUCUUAGCAGUUCAUUGCAGAUUAUACAAACUAGCAUGAGGGAUGUUGUGGUUGGUUGUUCAGACGGUGCACUUGCCUUGGAGAAAAGUAAGAGCAAAAUAAAAAGAAAGAAAGGGAAAGAGAUUGCUAAGGGGGAUGACACUCUUAUAUCUGCUCCAUCUUCUGAAGAAUGCCUAGAACAGAAGAAUGUUAUAGAGUUUAAAAAUGUGCAACAAAAAGCAUCAGAAGUUAGAAUUUACAUGGAAAGAAGUUUAGAAGAGUGUUCACCAAUAUCUGUGUCUAUUAACUGUUUAGACACUCCAGCUACCUUGGUGAACAGCCUUGAGGUGAACAAGUCAGGAAAAUCUAUUGAUGGAGGUGAUGCUUCUAAUGAUGUGUAUACGCUUAGCCAUUUUGAUGAAUGCCUUGUACAGAAGAGGAAUGAUGAGCUCAGGGAACUCCAGAAAGCUGUUAGAGAAGUGGACCCUUAUGGGCAACAUGAUAUGGAGGAACUUGAGAAGAAGUUUGGCUCCUCAAGUAAUAAAUCAGGGACAAUUGACAAAGAGGAGGGUCUUUGUACCUCACUGCAGAUUAUGCAAAACCUACAAAUGAGAGAUGCCACUGCUAGUGAUGAUCAGUCACUUGAGAAGAAGUUUGGCUCCUCAAGUAAAAAAUUGGGGACAAUUGACAAAGAGGAGGGUCUUUGUACCUCACUGCAGAUAAUGCAAAAUCCACAAAUGAAAGAUGCCACUGCUAGUGAUGAUCAGUCCCUUGAGAAGAAGUUUGGUUCUUCAAGUAAUAAAUCAAGGACAAUUGACAAAGUGGAGGGUCUUUGUACCUCACUGCAGAUUAUGCAAAACCUACAAAUUAGAGAUGCCACUGCUAGUGAUGAUCGGCUUGAGAAGAAGUUCGGCUCCUCAAGUAAUAAAUUGGGGACAAUUGACAAAGAGGAGGGUCUUUCUACCUCACUGCAGAUUAUGCAAAACCUACAAAUGAAAGAUGCCAUUACUAGUGAUGAUCAGUCACUUGAGAAGAAGUUUGGUUCCUCAAGUAAUAAAUCAGGGGCAAUUGACAAAGAGGAGGGUCUUUUUACCUCACUGCAGAUUAUGCAAAACCUACAAAUGAAAGAUGCCACUGCUAGUGAUGAUCAGUCACUUGAGAAGAAGUUUGGUUCCUCAAGUAGUAAAUCAGGAGCAAUUGACAAAGAGGAGGGUCUUUGUACCUCACUACAGAUUAUGCAAAAUCUACCGUAUCAAGUUGAGAACCAUGGAGAGCCAAAUUCAAGAGAGUUUUCAGAAGAGUUCCUUGACCUUGCAGAUAAUGUUUCUGUUAACAAUCCCGACAUUACAAUUGCCCUAAAGAAAUGUAUAAGGGGAACCGAUAGGACUAUGGAACAAGAUAUUUAUGAAGAGAAUGAUUUAGUUAUCUCCAGAUUUAGCAUUUCUGCUGUGAAACCAGAAGAUACAACCAAGGAAGACCUUUGUGUACAAGAUUGGGUUCAUUAUCAUUCGACCAAACAACUGGAACAGAAGAAAGAGGAGUUGGGAAGGGCAGUUAAGGAAUGUUAUAAAACCAAGGAGGAAGAUGUUGAGGCAUCUCCAAGAGAUGGCAAGGAGGAUGAGAUGGUUCUUUCUCCACCAACUACAAAUGCCCUAAUGGAUGUUCCUAUAGGUGAGAUGCAAAGAGAGGAUAAACCAAUUGAGAGAUUUUUGACCUCAUUAGAGAGAGAACCUGUUAGUUGCAGAAGAAAGCUUCUUAUUCUUGACAUGAAUGGACUGCUUGCCGAUAUUGUUUGUUUUGUUCCUCCUGGCUACACAGCAUAUACAAGAGUUGGGAAAAAGGCAGUUUUCAAAAGGCCUUUUUGUGAUGAUUUCUUGAAGUUCUGCUUUGAAAGAUUUGAUGUGGGUGUUUGGUCUUCGAGAGCAAAACAAAAUCUUGAUGUUGUGGUAUGUCAUCUUAUGGGAGACAUGAGGCAUAAUCUAUUAUUUUGCUGGGAUCAAUCCCACUGUACUGCCACAGGCUUUACCACUGUGGGCAAUGAGAAAAAGCCAUUGGUCUUGAAGGAGUUGAAGAAACUAUGGAAUAAAUGUGUACCUGGUCUCUCAUGGAACAUGGGGGAAUAUAAUGAAUCAAACACAUUGCUGUUGGAUGACUCUCCUUACAAAGCACUCCUCAACCCUCCAUAUACGUCAGUUUUCCCUCAUUCCUACAGCUUUCGGGAUGAGAAAGAUAAUUCAUUAGGUCCAGGAGGAGAUCUUCGAGUAUAUUUGGAAGGUUUGGCAGUGGCUACAGAUGUUCAAAAUUAUGUCAAGCAACACCCAUUUGGUCAACGUGCCCUUACAAAUUCAAAUCCAUCUUGGCGCUUCUACAGAAGGGUUGUCGAUGCUGUACUCUCGAAAAGAUUGAAGAAAUAGAUCGCUUUCAUUUUCGUAUUUUGAUAAUUUACAAAAUUUAUUUAAAGGAACCUAUUAGGAAUGUACCAUUCCAAUUUAACACCUUAAUGGUUCCUCACACUGAGGCUAGAGACAGGUCGAUGGUUCCAGUUCCAAGUUCCAACCAGUGUUCCCUAAGCUUCUCUGGGGAUAGGCCAGAGUCGUCUGAGACCGACAAUCUUCACGAAUUGCUAGCGGAUUGGAUCUACUUGCCUAGAUGGAGAGACAGAAACAAUCAAAAGAGUUGAAGCAGAGCUAAUUAUUCCAUCUCAAUUGCUACAUGAUCUGAUAGAACUUGUGGUAUUAGCGGAUUGUGCAUUUGUGCUUGAUUCAAUAGGCAGACUUCUGUUACUUAAACCACUGCAAAUUUUUGGAAUGAAAUAUUUGAUUCUGAUUUAUAGACUUUAAAAUUACAUGGUUUUUAACUUGUAUAGUUCUACUUCCUUGGUAGAUCAGUAGAUGCAGCAUAUGUAAAAGGUAACUCUUGAAUGCGUCAAUGAAUUUGCACCAAAAGAAGUUGAGCGAUGAUAGA
Nelumbo nucifera (sacred lotus) is the source of this 6592-nucleotide messenger RNA. Lineage: Eukaryota; Viridiplantae; Streptophyta; Magnoliopsida; Proteales; Nelumbonaceae. The record is from RefSeq and is a predicted model, not a curated record.